AUGCCUACUCCAUCAAGAAAGGAAGAACCAGCAUUAUCAGUUGAUCCAGAAACUGCUAUUUUUCUUCCAAAUGGUGGAAAAUCAGAACAUAUGCUUGUGAAUAUAAGUGACAAACGAUUGGCUGUUAAAGUACGUUGUAGUGAUAACAGUUUGUUCCGAGUAAGUCCGGUAUAUAUGUUCAUAGAACCUGGCUCCUGUGGUAAUUUUGUGAUAACGAGGCUACCUGGUCCAGCAAAAUCGGACAAGUUGGUGUUUCAUUAUUUCUUUUGUAAACCCAACGAUCUGGAACCGAAGGAAGUGUUUAAAUCUAAUGCACAAAAAUCACCGGAAAUACUAAAAUUGCCAAUUAAUAUUAUUUCUUUUGAAGAUGCACCUAAGAUCGGAACCUCAUCUUCCUUUGCUGAUCAUCAAGGUCCUAAGUAA
This is a messenger RNA of Thelazia callipaeda (thelaziosis nematode), 423 nucleotides long. The record is from the annotation of a GenBank genome assembly. Lineage: Eukaryota; Metazoa; Nematoda; Chromadorea; Rhabditida; Thelaziidae.